Molecule: messenger RNA, 1587 nt
Organism: Penicilliopsis zonata CBS 506.65
Lineage: Eukaryota; Fungi; Ascomycota; Eurotiomycetes; Eurotiales; Aspergillaceae
Exons: 7
Coding region: 1-1587 (528 amino acids)
Biological process (GO): transmembrane transport
Cellular component (GO): membrane
Molecular function (GO): transmembrane transporter activity
Source: RefSeq, a predicted model, not a curated record
AUGGGAAGCAUGGAGAACGGCAAUGCCAUCAAGACCGCAACGUUUGCAAUCGACGACGCGGUGGGCGAUGGUCAUGUCCCAACCAAGUAUAUCGGUACGACCACCGAUCAGGAUGAUAUGCAUGCCCUAGGGAAAAAGCAGGUCCUGCGGAGAAAUUUCCGAUUUGUCUCCAUUGUCGCCUUUGGAUGUACCUUGAUCGCAUCAUGGGAGGUGAUCCUGACAAUGACGGGAGAUGCUUUGAUUGAUGGAGGCACCGCUGGUUUCAUUUGGGGGUUCGUUGUGGUCACGGUCGGUGUAUUAUUGCUCUUUGCAAGCCUUGCCGAGAUGGCGUCGAUGGCGCCCACUGCAGGGGGACAGUACCACUGGGUGUCAGAGUUUGCUCCUCGCAGUUGCCAGAAGUUCCUCAGUUACAUCACAGGAUGGCUCUGUGCCACUGGCUGGGAGUGUGCCAUUGUCUCGAUUGCCUUUAUCGCAGGCACCAUCAUCCAGGGAAUGGCUAUUCUCAACUACCCCGACUACGUUCCGGAGAAUUGGCAUGGCACCCUGAUCACUAUCGCCAUCACUCUGUUUUCAGUGAUCUUCAACACUGUCCUCGCCAAGAAGCUUCCUCUUGUCGAAUCUUUUAUCCUGGUCCUCCAUAUCGCCGGCCUUUUUAUCGUCAUCAUUCCUCUCUGGGUCCUUGCCCCGAAGAGCGACGCAAAGACCGUCUUUACCCAAUUCACAAACCUCGGCGGCUGGAGUAGUGAUGGGGUCGCAACAAUGGUUGGUUUGAUUACCGCCAUCACGGCCAUGAUCGGUUACGACUGCACGGUCCACAUGUCCGAGGAGGUUCGGGAUGCGUCGACAACACUCCCCAAGGCCAUCAUGGCGGCUGUGUCUUUAAAUGGCAUCAUGGCUUUUGUCGUGCUAAUCACCCUUUGCUUCACCCUCGGAAACGUCGAGACCGUUGCCGAUACGGCGACGGGGUACCCGUUCAUCCAGGUGUUCUAUGAUGCUACCAAAAGCCUCGCAGCGACUAACGCGAUGACAUCUAUCGUUACCCUGACACUGAUUGCCAGUGUCAUUACCGAAGUGGCCACUGCCUCUCGCCAACUGUGGUCUUUUGCUCGUGACGGGGGUGUCCCAUUCGGUGCUUAUUUUGGCCAUGUCAACCCAGGGUUAAAUAUUCCUCUGAAUGCGGUCUUUUUGUCUCUCGGUCUCACCAUUCUCCUUUCCUUGAUCAACAUCGGGUCAGAAGUGGCCCUGGACGCGUUAAUCACGCUUACAGUCGGGUCUCUAUUGAACUCAUACAUCAUCACCGUUGCGUGUGUUGCCCUCAAACGUAUCCGUGGGCAGCCCUUACCACCUCGGCGCUGGUCUUUGGGCCGCUGGGGUCUUCCCAUCAACCUUGGCGCAGUGGCAUUUCUCAUCCCGGAGUUUAUCUUCGUCAUGUUCCCUCUCUAUUCGACCGUGACGCUUCAGACGAUGAAUUGGAGUUCACUCAUGUACGGCGGCAUGCUAAUUUUCUCCGUUACUUACUAUUUCAUCUACGGACGAAAGAACUACAUCCCACCCAUUGCGUUGGUGAAUCGGGAUCGGGAUACUUGA